GUGGAUGAAUGGCUUCACUGCCGCGUCUCUAUUCGCGGCCAGCAGCUGUAUCCUUUCCGCGGUUGCGUUGCAUGCCUGGAUGCAGCCGCCAAAGAAGAAGCAACAAAAUCAAGAACCAGUUGUACGCUCGACGCGCUCGUUCAAUCAGUGUGACAGAUGCCAGAAGACUCUGGAAGAUCGAGAGAGGAGUUGCGCAAUGGCGCUGUGCGAUGCUUGUUACGACUCCUUUGGCGGAGAUGGACUGAAUUUCAAGAGGUUUGCCAGGAAAGUCCUCGUCACUUUUUGCAUCAUUGCCGGGCUACUUGAGGUCAGCAUGAAUGCCGCCGUUAUCGCAGCGUUUCAGCCAAUUGCCGUGCAGCAGUUUGGUUGGGGCAAUGACAGCAUUGCCGCAGUGAACUUUGCUGGUGCAGCCUUGUCCGUCGUGGUGUCUCUGUCAAUGGCGCAGCUUCGCCUUGAAGAGCGCUUGCAGAUGUCCGUCGCAGCCGGGCUGUACUUGCUCGGGGUCUUGAUCUUUGCUUUCCCGCCACUUGUGGAAUGGCGGCUGGUUGUGGGCUACAUGUUUGGCAUCAAGGCACAGAUUCUAUUCAUGGCGCCGUUUACUGCAAUCUUUUCCCGCUUGAUUGGCAAUGCCAGAGUUACGAAUUGGCUGACAACUGUACUGUGCCUCGCGCCUGCGCUGGGUGCGGCGGUUGGUACAGCCUGCGCCCCGCUCUUCAUUGACAGAGCGGGCAGCGCCCGUGCUGCGCUGUUGGUAGCCUUGCCGGCUUUGGUUGCUGAUGUUGUGAUAGCUGUUGGCUGGCACGACUUCUCGGCCCACCCGACGGCACAAGCGCGUGGCGUGCUCUUCAGGUCACGGUCAUGCCGCGAGUUCAGUGCUGUACCUUGA
This is a messenger RNA of Symbiodinium pilosum, 886 nucleotides long. The record is from the annotation of a GenBank genome assembly. NCBI's taxonomy places the organism in Eukaryota, Dinophyceae, Suessiales, Symbiodiniaceae.